This is a messenger RNA of Phytomonas sp. Hart1, 1174 nucleotides long. Lineage: Eukaryota; Euglenozoa; Kinetoplastea; Trypanosomatida; Trypanosomatidae. The record is from the annotation of a GenBank genome assembly.
GUUUUCACACGCUAUAUAGUUGAUUAUUGGUUAGAUUUAUCUCUACCACUUAAAAAGUUUGAAGGAAAGUGUACACUUAUCACCAUGAAGUUUUUUUUAUUUCUAGCAAUUCUUUGUUUCACGGCAGCCUUGUCCUCUAGUCUUUGCUUUGCACAGACCACUGAGGAUAACUCUGUCCAAAAUAUUGACCCUCUUCUUUUUGUAUCUAAAACCACCUCCAGCGAUGACCUUGCGUUAGGAUCCUCGGUAGAAAUCGUUACCACGGUGUAUAAUUAUGGCCAGAGCCCGGCCUUUGACGUGGUUAUCACUGACAUGCUAGAAAACGGCACUGCCAAGGAGAAGAAAGUGGACUCGAUCCCCUACAAUGGAUCGGAGACUCUGCGUUACCACGUCCAGCCCUCUAAGCUGGGAAGCUACCUGGUCGGCCUCACCGUUGUCCAGUAUAAUCUCGAGCAGGGCUACAACAUGACGUCGCAAACAACGUACAGCAAUCUGAUACGCGAAGGGGAUGCAUACUUUAGGGGCGAAGACAUUGAUGAUGAGUCUUUCCGCGGUAAGCUGUCGGUACUCACACGAGAACGGUACGAUCGUCUCCACGCACGCUUCAUCAAGGAGACGACGGCAUACCUCUUUCUUGGAUGCAUUCCCACGCUCUUCCCAUACGUUCUUUACCAUGUGAAACAGUCUAUGAUUAACGAAAUACUCCGACGCUCGAAGCGAAAUCGCUGAACUCAUUAAUAUGGAUGAUUGUGGGGGGAGGAUGAAUGUAUCUCUCCCAAAAUUAAUCCGUUUAGGUAUAACCAAAAAAUUGUCAUAAUAGAGUAAAUUCUGAAGUGGGCUUUUUUUUCUUUAAGUCUACAUGCAAUGGUGAGGUAAAAUGUAGAACAUUUCUUUUUCGGAUAGGAUUGACGACUGUGGUUGUCUUUAAUGUGUAAUGCAGCUGAGAGUGAAAAAAUAAGUAAACUGUGGUAGAACAACUACAACAGCGAGUAGGGUGUGGUGGUGGUAUUUGGUAUAUAAAAUUUUAUAUCAUUCGCUUCUUUAUUUGAUUAAAGAAAGGAUUUUUAUAUACAUGUAUGUGUAUAUAAAGUACUGUUGUAUUUUAAGUAAUAAUGAUGAAAAUGCAUCCAAAAAUGUGUAAUCUUUUAUUGUUAAUUUCAUGCUAAAGAGGAAA